ACAAAAAUUGCCGGCUGAAACACUCAGCAGCAAUCAUAUACUUACUUACCCCCAACUUGAUUCAAUUAUAUAUAUAUACAUAAACACACACAUAUAUAUAUAUAUUAUUUGGGAUUUCAGAUCUUAAAGUUCAUUUGAGCGACCUUUUGUCAUUCAAGAUUCAGAUAAAAUAUCCGGUUUGGAUAAUUCUUGAUCUUGAAGUCACUUGGCAGGGUGUUUGUUUAUAGUUUUGACCUCGGUGCUCAUUGUUAGAAAGGGAUUACUAAACUUGCGGAUAUAAUCGUGUAACACAUGGUAUUUAAAUGAAACUAUCAAAAGAGUGGCGUAUAGGCAUGAAGGACAUGCAACAAAUAUUGCCUCCGCCCCGCAACCGUGGUCAACUAAAAAAACCAACGUGGAUAAUCGUCUUGCUUUUGUUGGUUUGCGUGUUUUUAGUUCUGUCUUAUAUCCAUCCACCUCAAACAUCUGGCUCGUGCUAUAUCUUCUCGGCCUCUAGUUGCGAAACGUUUUCCAGUUGGCUUCCACCUUCCUUUAGAGUAUUAAGCGAUGACGAAAUUGCAUCUAGCGUGGUCAUUAACAACAUUUUGAACACACCUCCGAUAGACUCCAAAAAUCCCAAGAUUGCUUUCAUGUUUUUGAGCGUUGGAUCGUUACCUUUCGAGAAGCUGUGGGGCAAAUUUUUUCAGGGUCACGAAGGUCGAUUUUCGAUCUAUAUUCAUGCAUCCCGGGACAAACCAGUCCACACUAGCCCUUACUUUGUCAACAGGGAAAUUCGUAGUGACAAGGUAGAGUGGGGGACGGUUUCUAUGGUUGAUGCAGAAAAACGACUUUUGGCAAAUGCGCUCAAGGACCCUGAUAAUCAACAUUUCGUAUUACUUUCCGACAGCUGUGUACCAUUGCGUGAUUUUGAUUACGUGUACGACUAUCUUAUGAACACAAAUAUCAGCUUCAUUGACAGCUUCACGGAUCCUGGCCCACAUGGAAGUGGCAGGUACUCUCAACACAUGUUACCUGAAGUCGAGAAAAAAUUCUUCAGGAAGGGUGCUCAGUGGUUCACGAUGAAGCGUCAACAUGCAGUUGUAGUUCUGGCCGAUAAUCUCUAUUAUACAAAAUUCCGAGAUUAUUGCAAGCCUGGUAUGGAUGGAUCAAUCAAUUGCUAUGCUGAUGAACACUACUUGCCUACCUUUUUCCACAUGCACGAUCCUAACGGGAUUGCAAACUGGUCGGUUACACACGUUGAUUGGUCCGAAAGAAAAUGGCAUCCGAAAUCUUAUGAGAAGAAGGAUGUUUCCGAACAGCUCCUCAAAAACAUCACAUCCAUCACCGAAAGUGUUCAUGUUACAAGUGAAGAAAGGAGGGAAACCAUGAUCAUGCCUUGCAUGUGGAAUGGGAUGAACCGGCCAUGUUACUUAUUCGCGAGAAAGUUCUUACCCGAGACUCAAGACAGCAUGAUCGAGCUAUUCUCAAACUAUACAACUAAACAAUGAGAUUCUUGUUUCUGAUUCUUUGGUUGGAUUUGAUCCAGCCCAUUUUCACAUUGUUGUAAAGCUUAUCUUACAAAGGGAUCGUACGGGUCGGGCUCACUGUAAGGGUACAGAAGAAGAAAGGUAUGGGAGAAAGGAUGUUCAUGUUAUUAGUUCUUUAAAUUUUUUAAUUUAAACCCUUCAUUUUGGGCAAUAUUUGUAUCAUUUAUGGGACUGUGAUUCGUCACACGAUUAAUUUAAGGUUUUAGAGAAAUACUUUUGUACUCAUUUGUAAAUCUUGUAUUGAUUAUUUAACUCGAGAUACCGUGUUAUGUGUAAAUGUUUCUUAUAAACGUUUUUACUC
Messenger RNA from Helianthus annuus (common sunflower), 1827 nucleotides. RefSeq names its product glycosyltransferase BC10. Gene Ontology annotation, cellular component: membrane. Gene Ontology annotation, molecular function: glycosyltransferase activity. Lineage: Eukaryota; Viridiplantae; Streptophyta; Magnoliopsida; Asterales; Asteraceae. The transcript is spliced from 11 exons. The coding region runs from base 303 to 1487 and encodes 394 amino acids. The record is from RefSeq and is a predicted model, not a curated record.